Molecule: messenger RNA, 993 nt
Organism: Melitaea cinxia (Glanville fritillary)
Lineage: Eukaryota; Metazoa; Arthropoda; Insecta; Lepidoptera; Nymphalidae
Product: CKLF-like MARVEL transmembrane domain-containing protein 4
Exons: 4
Coding region: 101-637 (178 amino acids)
Cellular component (GO): membrane
Source: RefSeq, a predicted model, not a curated record
UCGUAAUAUAGUGUCAAGGAGAAGCGGUGACGACAUUGUUAUCUCAAAUUAUUUCCUUGCGGAGCGAACGUCGAAAUCAGUUUAACUAAUAACUUGAGCCAUGGCGUCACCUCAAAGCCCUCAACAACCUCAGAACAUGGGGUCUACUAAUGUGAUAUUCCGUACAGACCUCCGUUUUGAUCCAAGUUACCUAAAAACCACUCCAGGGAUGGUUAAAGCUGCCGUUAUUGUCCUCAACCUCCUUGGGUUCAUUUGCAUACAAUCGUCAGCGUUCUGGUCUAACAGCCAUGGUGUCUACUUCAACGUGGUGGCUCUGGGCUCUCUCUGGUUCAGUGGUAUACUACUGCUUCUGUAUCUGGUACAUUUUGUGGAGAAGUACCAUAACUUCAUGUGGCUGAAGGUGGAAAUGCUCGGCUGUGGAGUGGUUACGUUUUUGUACUUGAUUGCUUCCACGAUUGUUGUGGCUUUCGGUUCUGCUGCGUAUUCAGCUGCCGGGUUUUUCGGUUACCUAGCGAUGGUUCUGUACGGCUUCGACGCGUUUCUGAAAGCGCGAGCGAUUAAAUCUGGCGAAAUCGCCCAAGGAUCAUUCGUGGUCACAAAACAGACACAUGUGACCACGCCACCUGCACUGCCUUAAACGACCGUGGACAUGAACUAUUUAUAAUAAAUAGAUGUUACCUUCUACAUGGAGAAAGAGGCCUAUGCCCAGCUGUGGGAUAUCACAGGCUAAAUCUAUCAAUCAGAAGUUGAGGGUAGUUAAUAUAGUGUAUUUUCUAAGCAGGAGGAGUAUGGACCAUGCAAAUGUAAAAUUAUACCCAAGCGAAGCUGAAAUAAUGCUUGUAUGAUAUUAUUUUUAAUUAAUUUAUUGAAAUAUUGUUAGGAUAUUUUAAUAGUGAUGUGUAAAUAUAUCAGCUGUUUUCGAAACGUUUCAUAACGGCAGACUUUUGACAGGUGAACACAUGUUUAAAAGAAACAAUCAGUCUUAAAUAUUAA